Molecule: messenger RNA, 3619 nt
Organism: Cheilinus undulatus (humphead wrasse)
Lineage: Eukaryota; Metazoa; Chordata; Actinopteri; Labriformes; Labridae
Gene: egr2b
Product: early growth response 2b
Exons: 2
Coding region: 160-1443 (427 amino acids)
Biological process (GO): regulation of transcription by RNA polymerase II
Molecular function (GO): DNA-binding transcription factor activity, RNA polymerase II-specific; RNA polymerase II cis-regulatory region sequence-specific DNA binding
Source: RefSeq, a predicted model, not a curated record
UUUACCGGCAGAGCGCGUGAGCUGCACACCGAGCUCAUCCUCACACCCACUCCCACAGAGUCACGCAGAGACAUGCUGGGGUGACACCACACUCCACGGGGUCACACUCACACUCACAGCAGCAGGAAAAGGUUAAGAAAAAGACUAGUCUCCUCCACGAUGACGGCUAAAACUCUGGAGAAAGUCCCGGUAAAUCUCGGGGGGUUCGCGCAUCCUGACAGCGUGUACUCGGUGGAUGACAUCAGCUCCAACCUGCCGGCCUCCGUAGCCAUCUUCAACAACAGCGAGCUGGGAGCGCACUACGAGCACAUCAAUGUGGCGGACGGCCUGAUGAACUCAGAGAUGAACGCCGCUGACAAACGCUCUCUGGAUCUCUCCUCGUAUUCCGGCGGUUUCUCUCAGCCCGCCAACCACAGGAACCAGACCUUCACCUACAUGGGGAAGUUCUCCAUCGACUCUCAGUACCCGGGGAGCUGGAACCCUGAGGGCGUGAUCAACAUCGUGUCAGGGAUCUUCAAUAUGGCCGCUCCCCCUCCUCCUAACCCUAACCCUCCCUCCUGCUCCUCCUCUCCGGCCUCCUCCUCCUCUCCUCCUCACUUCUCCUCCGGACCGCUGAGCUGCAGCAUGGCGGCGGCGCAGAUGCCUGCAGACCACCUGUACUCGCCCCCUCCUCCAUACUCAUCCUCAUCGGGCUGUGGCGAGGCGUACCAGGACCCCUCCGCCUUCCUGUCGCCAGCCUCUGCGUUCCCCCCUCCCUCCUACUCCUCGCCAAAGCAGCAGGAUGGCCCCGGUCUGUUCCCUAUCCUCCCGGACUACCCGGGCUUCUUCCCGCCAGCCUGUCAGCGGGACCUGCAUGGCCCUGGGAUCCAAGACCGGAAACCCUUUGGCCCAUGCCCCCUGGACUCGUUCAGAGUGCCGCCACCACUCACACCCCUGAACACCAUCAGGAACUUCACUCUGGGAGCACCUGGAGGCUCUGAUGGAGGGCCCCCACGGCUCCCAUCUGCCUACAGUCCCCAGAACCUCCCGCUCAGACCCAUCCUGCGGCCCCGGAAGUACCCCAACAGACCCAGCAAGACCCCUAUCCAUGAGCGGCCGUACCCGUGCCCAGCAGAGGGCUGCGACCGCCGCUUCUCCCGCUCUGAUGAACUGACACGUCACAUCCGGAUCCACACCGGACACAAGCCCUUCCAGUGCCGCAUCUGUAUGCGCAACUUCAGCCGCAGCGACCACCUGACCACGCACAUCCGCACACACACAGGCGAGAAGCCCUUCGCUUGUGACUUCUGCGGGAGGAAGUUCGCACGAAGCGACGAGCGGAAGAGACACACCAAGAUCCACCUGAGGCAAAAAGAGAGGAAGUCCUCAACGGUGUCUUCGUCAUCUUCCUCCUCCAGCAGCUCCGGGGGGGAGCGCGGAGCAGCCAGCGUCAUCUGCUCAUAGAAAAGACUAUUUUACUAGGGAUGCAUUGAUACUGAAGGGUUUAAGACCUGGUACCAGCAGGGUCUUAGACUUAGGUCAUCACUGUUACUGCAGAGUUUAAGACCAGGUACCAGCAGGGUCUAAGACUUAGGUCAUCACUGAUACUGCAGAGUUUAAGACCAGGUACCAGCAGGGUCUAAGACUUAGGUCAUCACUGAUACUGCAGAGUUUAAGACCAGGUACCAGCAGGUUCUUAGACUUAGGUCAUCACUGAUACUGCAGAGUUUAAGACCAGGUACCAGCAGGUUCUUAGACUUAGGUCAUCACUGAUACUGCAGAGUUUAAGACCAGGUACCAGCAAGGUCUUAGACUUGGGUCACCACUGAUACUGCAGGGUUUAAGACCAGGUACUGGCAGGGUCUAAGACUUGGGUCACCACUGAUACUGCAGGGUUUAAGACCAGGUACCAGCAGGUUCCCUAGACUUAGGUCAUCUCUGAUACUGCAGGGUUUAAGACCAGGUGUUGGCAGGGUCUUAGACUAAGUCAUUAGUCAUCAUCAGUUUUAACUAAGCCAGUAAUCUUGUACGGAGCAGUGACCGGACUUUUUAAAAACUGAUCCUACUCUCUAUUGAGUUUAAUACCAGCAUCCAGGGGCAAGGAUACAAUGGCAGAUAAAUCCAUCACACUUACAUGGCUAAAAAAAUAGUUUCAGAAACUGUUUUCAUGGAAACCAAAAGUGAGUGACAUAUCUUUAAAUGGUCAGAGUAAUUUACAGCCAACUGAUUUUUAGUUUGAAACGACCUGAAAUUUUCCCGCUCCACCUUAACCACUUUAACAUGAGACAUGUAUAAUUUAUAACAUGAAACUCAAGUAUUUACCUCUAUAUUUCUCUGCUACUAUUAUUAUUCAUUUAAAUCGGAUUCGAGUGAGUUUUCAGAGCUGUCACAUAAAGCCUUUGCAUCGUCACAAAGUCGACCUUGAGUGUUUAUUUAGUUUUAAUCAGGCAUCUGCAAAGACGCCUUUGUUUUCCUUUCUAAUACUGAUAUCUCUACAAUAACUGUGACUGUGUUAAACCUUUACUUGUGAUGUAAAUGUCUCUGAAGACAAUGAUCAAUUUUUAUAUAGCACAGAAGCUAGCUGUUUAUUGGAGUGUCACCUGCUAAUCUGGCCCCAAUUAAACCAUGACACCAGUUCUCUACAUCAGAACAAAUGACUGAUAACAAUGUAUCAUUCCAGGUUAAUUUUCUGACUCUUUUAUUAGUUGCAGGACGUUGAAACAUUUAAACAUCUAAUCAUGUGUUUUAUGAUCAUUUGAAACUUCAUUUUAUUUUUUAAAAUAAUAUUUAUUUUUUAUUUGAGGUAAAUGACCUAACGGCCCACCUGUAGAACCUCCAGGGCCCACAGAGAGACGGGACCCACACUUUGGGAAGCACUGAUUAAAGUUUGAUUUAUCUUCAUCUGAUGUUCCUAUGCCCUCCUUUGUUCUGAUUGAUUUUUCUGAUUGAUUUUUUCUUCUGAUUGAUUUUUCUGAUUGAUUCCGGCAUCAUUUAGGGUUAGCAUUAGCCUUCAGCUCAGCUAAGCUCAGACUGCAGACUUGGCUCCGCCUACUCCUUCCUGCUGAAACACUGACAGGCUAACAUGCUGCUGAAUGAUCUCUGGUACCAGAGUCCUUAGGCAUGGUUUUAUCAAUGCAUCCCUAGUGGUUACUAUGGCAACAUGACAGACUCUAACCCUCCAUAAAGACCAUUAUGAUCCUGACUCUGACGGAUGAAAUAUAUCAGUAGGAAUGAAGGAGAACUCUGUACAGCUGAUGUUUAACGCCACACGCUUUCUUCCUGCAGGGACAUUAAAGAGUCAGGUGGCCAUGAUGAGGGGGCGUGGCCUCACAGCAAGUGUGGCGGUGUGAAAUAAUAACUGCAAUAAUGUUUGAGAAGUCUUAAAUUAUUGACAAAUGUUUAUAACGUGUUAGUGUGAGCCUCAGUGCCUUGGUCGUCUCACUGAUGAAGGACGCUGUAACGCCGGGAGCGUGUGCGUGUUUGUGUGUAAUUGUGUUAUGUGAGCGUGUGCGUGAGCGUGUUGUACAGCUAUCAGAGUAUAUUUUUGUACUGGUGUAACUCGAGUGUUCAUGUGUUUAAACGUGUUGAACUCAUCUGGUUGUGACGUGUCUGUUUGACUCUUUAUUAAAUGUUCAGAUAA